GCAGCAAGAAGCAGCCAAGAGUUGGAGCCAGACCAGGUGGAGCCCGAGCCAGAGUUGGAGUCAAAGUUGCUCUUGGUAAAGCAGCAGCAACUAAAGAAGUUGAAAAGAUGCUGGUUUUCUUGGGACUGCUCACCUCCUUCCUUUCUUUCCUGUAUGUGACAGCUCCAUCCAUCAGGAAGUUCUUUGCUGGUGGGGUCUGUGGAACAAACGUGCAGCUUCCCGGGAAGGUGGUGGUGAUCACCGGUGCCAACACAGGCAUCGGCAAGGAGACAGCCAGAGAGCUUGCUCGCAGAGGAGCCCGAGUAUACAUUGCCUGCCGAGACGUACUGAAGGGGGAGUCUGCUGCCAGUGAAAUCCGAGCUGAUACAAAGAACUCCCAGGUGCUGGUACGGAAACUGGACCUAGCUGAUACCAAAUCCAUCCGAGCCUUUGCUGAGGGCUUCCGGGCAGAGGAGAAGCAGCUUCAUAUUCUGAUCAACAAUGCAGGAGUGAUGAUGUGCCCAUAUUCCAAGACAGCUGAUGGCUUUGAAACCCACCUGGGAGUCAACCACCUGGGCCACUUCCUUCUCACCCACUUGCUCCUGGGGCAGCUGAAGGAGUCCGCUCCUGCACGGGUGGUGAACCUGUCAUCAGUGGUCCACCAUGCUGGCAAGAUUCGCUUCCACGACCUCCAGGGUGAGAAGUCCUACAACCGGGGUUUUGCUUAUUGCCACAGCAAGCUGGCCAAUGUGCUCUUUACUCGUGAGCUGGCCAAGAGACUCCAAGGCACGGGGGUCACCACCUACGCAGUGCACCCAGGCAUCGUCCGCUCCGAACUGGUCCGACACUCCUUCCUGCUGUGCCUGCUCUGGCAGCUCUUCUCCCCCUUCCUCAAGACGGCAAGGGAGGGGGCCCAGACCAGCCUGCACUGCGCCCUGGCUGAGGGCUUGGAGCCCCUGAGCGGCAAGUACUUCAGUGACUGCAAGAAGACUUGGGUGUCUCCAAGGGCCCGGAAUAACAAAACGGCUGAGCGCUUGUGGAACGUCAGCUGUGAGCUGCUGGGAAUCCAGUGGGAGUAGAGCUGGUGGAAUAGGCACAGCUGUAUGAGGCUCAGUCCACGCCAUAAGGAAAGGGGACCGAGGAGAAGGCCCACCCUGCAGGAUUGUCCUGGCUGGCUGCUGUUGCGAAUCCUGCCCUGCUCUGAUACUCCUGACCCUUCUAGAAAUCUUCGCACACCCAACCCUCUCGUGAGGCUGGCUCAUGGCACGAGACGGUCACACCUACAGAGUAUUCUUCUCCAAGACUUGCAGAGUCGGCCACCCUCUCGGACCAGGAGGACUGGGCAGAUGCCAGGCUGGGCACAGGGAUGGCAGAAGAACCUGGGAAAUUGGGUCGAUUUCCUUACCAAGACCAACUAGCACGCCCAGCUGAGGUGACAGGAGCAUCAACGUCACUUCUUUCCAGGGACUACAGACUCAAAAACUCUUGACUGAUCUCUUUCCUCUUUGAAACAUUAAUCUGGAGUCUGGACCAACUCAGGAAAAUCUUGGCUCAACCUUGGCCAAUUUUAGUUCCUUCCUCUGAGCAUCCUGGAGCAACGAUGUAAAGCUGGACCUUCCUGUUUUCUUUUUCCAGUACUUUAAAAAAAAUUAAAAACAGAUUUUUUCAGCUUUACUGAGAUAUAAUUAACAUAUUGUGUAAGUUUGGA
Messenger RNA from Lagenorhynchus albirostris (white-beaked dolphin), 1687 nucleotides. RefSeq names its product retinol dehydrogenase 12 (gene RDH12). Lineage: Eukaryota; Metazoa; Chordata; Mammalia; Artiodactyla; Delphinidae. The coding region runs from base 108 to 1058 and encodes 316 amino acids. The record is from RefSeq and is a predicted model, not a curated record. The transcript is spliced from 7 exons.